This is a messenger RNA of Trachemys scripta elegans, 4135 nucleotides long. It is a transcript of the gene GPD2, whose product is annotated as glycerol-3-phosphate dehydrogenase 2. NCBI's taxonomy places the organism in Eukaryota, Metazoa, Chordata, Testudines, Emydidae. Bases 343 to 2526 code for a protein of 727 amino acids. The record is from RefSeq and is a predicted model, not a curated record. Gene Ontology annotation, cellular component: mitochondrion; glycerol-3-phosphate dehydrogenase (FAD) complex. The transcript is spliced from 18 exons. Gene Ontology annotation, biological process: glycerol-3-phosphate metabolic process. Gene Ontology annotation, molecular function: glycerol-3-phosphate dehydrogenase (quinone) activity; calcium ion binding.
CCGCCCGCCCUCAGCAACAGCCGCUGCCCGUGCCAGAGCAGGGACAGAUCUACGCUGUUCCCCUCACGGCUCCUUCCAGCAGCAGCAGGAGGAGGAGGAGGAGGAGGUUACUUUUCAGUGUCUGGUUACAAGAAGACACGCCUCGUGCUGCCUGGAAGCGUGCUGAACUAGGUGGUGGACGGGCAAGUACAGCAGGAAAAGCAGCUUCUGGGAAGCAGCAAGAAGCACGGCGGUAAAGACCUUGCUGGAAGCAUCGGCUAGUAUUACUGAGCAGUUCCUAGUGUUUCAGGGAGCAACAGCCUGACUAGGCUCCUUGCCAGCAAAUUCCUGCUUUAGUAAAAAAUGGCAUUUCGUAAGGUAGUAAAAGGAACUGUUCUCAUUGGAGGAGGUGCCAUAGCAACAGUUUUUGGCCUCUCUCAGUUUUCUCAGUAUAGAAACAAACACGAUAACUUUAUGUAUGUUCAAGCAGCAGAACCUGUGAACAUACCAAUGAAAAAUCACUUUCCUACAAGAGAAGAUCAGUUCCUGGCUCUACAAAACACAAGCGAAUUUGAUGUGCUUGUUAUAGGAGGAGGAGCAACAGGAUGCGGCUGUGCGUUAGACGCUGUUACAAGAGGACUAAAAACAGCUCUUGUAGAAAGAGAUGAUUUCUCAUCAGGGACCAGCAGCAGGAGCACUAAAUUGAUCCAUGGUGGAGUGAGAUAUCUUCAGAAGGCCAUCAUGAGGUUGGAUUUCGAGCAGUACAGGAUGGUAAAAGAAGCACUUCAUGAGCGUGCCAACUUGCUCGAAAUUGCUCCUCACUUAUCUGGUCCUUUACCUAUAAUGCUUCCUGUUUACAAAUGGUGGCAGUUGCCAUACUACUGGGUGGGAAUAAAACUAUAUGACCUUGUAGCUGGAAGUCAGUGUCUGAAAAGCAGCUAUGUGCUCAGCAAGUCAAGAGCCUUGGAACUCUUUCCAAUGCUACAGAAAGACAGGCUUGUAGGAGCUAUUGUCUACUAUGAUGGACAACACAACGAUGCACGAAUGAACCUUGCCAUUGCCCUCACUGCUGCCAGGUAUGGUGCUGCCACAGCCAAUUACACUGAAGUGGUGCACUUGCUGAAGAAGACAGAUACAAAGAGCGGGAAGGAACGUGUCUGUGGCGCACGAUGCAGGGAUGUUCUUACAGGGCAGGAAUUUGAUGUCAAAGCCAAAUGUGUUAUCAAUGCUACAGGACCUUUCACAGACUCUGUGCGCAAAAUGGAUGAUCAGGAAGUAUCAAACAUCUGUCAGCCAAGUGCAGGCGUGCAUAUUGUGAUGCCUGGUUAUUACAGCCCUGAUAACAUGGGGCUACUUGACCCAGCCACUAGUGACGGACGAGUGAUUUUCUUCCUGCCGUGGGAAAAGAUGACUAUUGCCGGAACCACAGACACUCCAACUGAGGUCACACCUCACCCAAUACCUACAGAGGAAGAUAUUAACUUUAUUUUGACUGAAGUGCGCAACUAUCUGAGUUGUGAUGUUGAAGUGAGAAGAGGAGAUGUCUUGGCAGCAUGGAGCGGCAUUCGUCCUCUUGUCACAGAUCCCAGCUCUAAAGACACCCAGUCAAUAUCUCGGAAUCACGUUGUUGCUGUUAGUGACAGUGGCCUUGUUACUAUAGCAGGUGGGAAAUGGACAACUUAUCGCUCCAUGGCACAAGAUACCAUUGAUGCAGCCAUCCAGGCUCACAACCUAAAGGCAGGUCCAUGUAAGACGGUAGGACUUUUACUGCAGGGGGCUAAGGACUGGAGUCCUACUCUUUACAUUAGGCUGGUCCAAGAUUACGGACUGGAAAGUGAGGUGGCUCAGCACCUUGCUUCUACAUAUGGUGACAAGGCUUUUGAGGUGGCCAAAAUAGCCCAAGUUACUGGAAAGAGGUGGCCUAUUGUUGGAAAACGCCUUGUAUCUGAAUUUCCUUAUAUUGAAGCUGAGAUUAUGUAUGGGGUAAAAGAGUAUGCCUGCACUGCAGUGGAUAUGAUUUCACGUCGCACUCGGCUGGCCUUCUUGAACGUGCAAGCCGCUGAUGAAGCCCUACCAAGAAUUAUUGAUAUAAUGGGGAAGGAACUUCACUGGAGUGAACAGAAGAAAAAGGAAGAACUUGAAUCUGCUAAAAAGUUUCUGUAUUAUGAAAUGGGCUACAAGGCAAAAUCAGAGCAAUUAACAGACAGCUCUGAAAUCACUCUUAUACCUUCAGAUAUUGACAGAUAUAAAAAGAGAUUCCACAUGUUUGAUAAAGAAAAGAAAGGCUUUAUUACCAUACUGGAUGUUCAAAGUGUGUUAGAGAGCAUCAGCAUUCAAAUUGAUGAAAAUACGCUUCAUGAGAUUUUAAAUGAGGUAGAUUUGAACAAAAACGGGCAGGUUGAACUCAAUGAGUUUUUGCAGCUCAUGAGUGCUAUUCAGAAAGGAUAUGUGUCUGGAAGCCGAUUGGCUGUACUUAUGAAAACUGCUGAAGAGAACCUACGUGAGAGAGUUGUUAUUCCAGUAGACCGAAGUGGUGGUGGACUGUGAGUUUGGAAGUACAAAACCUGCUUACAGCUACAAGUUUGUCUAUGUGUAGCUGCCUUGUUCAGUGCUGAAAAAUAUUCCAAUGCUUUCAAAUGUCUGUUUUUGUAUACCCUGACCGCCAGAUACAGAUCACGUAGAAUAAACACACUGAUACAUUUAUCUUUUCCUUAUUUUCUUUGCUGAUAUUAAUACUCGAAAAUAUGGCCUUUUGGACUGGACAUGCUUUAGAGAUAGACAUUAUUUGCAGGAAUUCAGAAUAGUCUGCAAAAGGCUUGUUCACAGACACUCCUUCUCAGAAGUUUUGUUAAGCUUUUAGAUAAUCUUCACCCUUAAAAAUAAAUGGUGCACAGAGAGUGACUGCUACCUGAGAUCCACAUCAUUAAAAGUAUUCUGCAUAUGUGCAAGACCAUAUGUGUUCAAAGUGCCUGUCCACAAAAAGGAAGAGAGGAAUCAUUUUGGUGGGGGGAAGGGGAAUGUUCACAUUUAGGUUUCAAGAGGAUGCCACAAAGAAAUAUCUUGAGCGUUGCCUAAAUUAAACAUCCUGAUAAGGAAUCGUAGUGAUAUUUAUAGAACGUUACAUAGAUAGUCACUUCACUACUUCUCAAUGUUGUUCUCAUUCAAUGGCACCAAUUUUACUGCCAGACAGAUUUCUGGCAAUAAAAAUUUGACAGCAUGAGACUGGAAGAGCACAAGAUUGGACAAAAAACCCAAAAGUUUCAUAGAUGAGUUAUAAUUUAGAGUUAAAAAUGUAUGGGUACAGCUUUCACUCCUCCUCCUAUAAGUGUGAAAACCAUGCUUGUCUAGCAGGUAUUGGAGUCUACUAUAAAGUCUCAUACUGUUUGUUUUUGUACUUUUAGACAAAUACUGAAAGUAUGUAAAACAAGAACUUUGCCAUAGUGCACUAAUCCUAGCCACUUAAUAUUUGCAAAAUGUACACUUAAAUGGGAAAGUUACUUUGCAUUCCAGCAGGCCUUACUUAAAAGUCGUACGGGCUAGUCAGAAAAUUAAUGCAAAGGCGAAAGAUCCAAUUUUUGGACCAUUUAUUUGAGCCAUUCUCAACACAUGCUCCACCUGGCUAUUUACCCUGCAACUCUUCCUAUUAUUAAAUUGGCUAUGAUCAGCAUUAAGAUCAGAUGGAGGAUUUCUGCCUGAUCUGUGACAGGGAGGGGAAAAUGAAUGCAUAUUUUAUUGGUGAGUCUCUUUCAUAAUACUCCUUUUGAGUAUAAAUACCAGUUUACAUAUCAAACCAGAAGCCUUGAGUUUAAAGUGCCACUACAUCUGUACACAACUAAAUGCAAAAUCUGAUUAAUUUUAAUCCUGUUUUGCAAAUUCCUUAACAUGAUACCAAGUUAAUAUACUGCAAGCAGCACAGUUCUGAAAAAGUCAAUUUUAAAAAAAAAAUCAUAUCCAAAGUAUAUAAGUGCUGAGGAUUUAUAGUAACUAUGAUAUUAGUGCUAACUGCAGGUGGUAGUGUGUGAAUAUUUUGGUCUAGCAAGUUUCCAGCUAUUAAAAACUGUAUCUAUCUAAAAAUGGAAGGAGGAAAAACCCACCUGCAAUUCUUAAAUGAAUAUGGAGCACUUAGUCUAAGCAAAAUCUUGUGUGUGUGGGGGGG